AUGUACGCGGGUGUGCUCCUCUUUCUGGCGUGUCCCUUCUUUGCUGCAGCAUGGCUGCCAGGUGAACACAAGCAGAUCUUUGCUCGGUCCGGCGUCGACCUAUUCAAUCGCAGCAGUUUACAUGAACAUGGCCUCAUUGAACGAUCGCUACCCUCAAUCGGGAACACAGUCAAGGUCCGCGGUGUGAAUCUAGGCAGCUACUUCGUUGUCGAAAAUUGGAUGGCAAGCACAGUGUUUUCCAGCUUCGGUUGUGAUUCUCAAUCUGAGUUCGACUGCGUCUCUAGUCUUCAGGAUCAAGCCAAAGCAGACAAGGACUUUCAAGGUCAUUGGGAGUCAUGGUUGACAGCGGACGACUUCAAGAAGAUGGCAAGUUAUGGUCUCAAUACGGUACGGAUACCUGUAGGAUACUGGUUUCUCGAAUCUCUGGUGGACUCGAGCGAGCACUUUCCUCGAGGUGGAGAGAAAUACCUUGAUCAAGCUGUUCAGUGGGCGAAGGAUGCUGGCCUCUAUGUGAUAAUUGAACUUCAUGGAGCGCCCGGCGCUCAAGCUACCGACGUAUUUACUGGUCAGCUAAAUCCUUCACCCGGGUUCUACGACAACUACAACUAUGAUCGUGCAUGCAAGUGGCUCGAAUGGAUGACCAACAAAGCGCAUACACAUCCAGCCUAUAUCAAUACGGUAGGUAUGAUAGGUCUAGUCAAUGAGCCAGUCCGCAUUGGAGAUUCACGGUAUCCAAAUGCUCAAGCCCAGACCGAUUCGAUGCGCAGUCAGUACUAUCCAAGGGCUUGGACAACCAUACGAAACAAGGAGGCCGCCUUGAGUAUCUCGAAAGAUGGUCAAUUACACAUCCAGAUGAUGGAUAAGAAGUGGAACUCGGGUGAUCCGAAUGAGUUCUUGCCCGACAGAACAUUCUGGCAUGCGGCAUAUGAUGACCAUCAGUACGUCAAAUAUACUGAUGCGAAGGUAUCACAUCAAGGGUAUCUUGACCUCUCGUGCAAGGACGAUCGAAGCGGAAACUGGCCUGUGAUUGUUGGCGAGUGGUCCCUAUCGGUCAACAGUGAUGUAGAGCACAACAGUGAUUGGGACCCAAACAACGAUGCGAACAAGGAUUUUUACAGGAAGUGGUUCGCUGCCCAGGUUAUGGCUUAUGAGAAAGGGCAAGCCAUCGGCUGGUGUUUCUGGAGCUGGAGUACGUCUGGACUCAAUGACCCGCGAUGGGAUUAUCAGAAGGGAAUCGACGCUGGAAUCAUCUUGAAGAACAUCGACGAUGCAUACACCAUUGGAGCGUGUUCGUAA
Molecule: messenger RNA, 1296 nt
Organism: Lithohypha guttulata
Lineage: Eukaryota; Fungi; Ascomycota; Eurotiomycetes; Chaetothyriales; Trichomeriaceae
Exons: 2
Coding region: 1-1296 (431 amino acids)
Biological process (GO): glucan catabolic process
Cellular component (GO): extracellular region; cell surface
Molecular function (GO): beta-glucosidase activity
Source: RefSeq, a predicted model, not a curated record